Molecule: messenger RNA, 390 nt
Organism: Anthostomella pinea
Lineage: Eukaryota; Fungi; Ascomycota; Sordariomycetes; Xylariales; Xylariaceae
Source: the annotation of a GenBank genome assembly
AUGAAGCUCGUCAGAUUCUUGAUGAAAUGCGCCAACGAGACGGUGACCAUUGAGCUCAAGAAUGGCACCAUCGUCCAUGGCACCAUCACCUCGGUGUCGCCGCAGAUGAACACCGCCCUGCGCACCGUCAAGAUGACGCCGCGCGGCCAGGACCCGCUCUCCCUGGACACCAUGAACAUCCGCGGCUCGACGAUCCGAUACUUCAUCCUCCCCGACUCGCUGCCCCUCGACACGCUCCUGAUAGACGACUCGGUGAAGCCCAAGAACAAGGCGCGCAAGGAGGUCGCGGACAAGGGCAACGUCCGCGGAGGUCCGCGCGGCAGGGGCGGUCCCAGAGGCGGUGGACGUGGUCGCGGUGGCGGCCGUGGGUUCGGACGCGGCAGACCGUAG